CGACACUUUUACCGUCCCUUUCUUUUUCAAUCAAACGAUAUAUCAAAAAGGAUGGACGAACUAAAGGCGUACGCAUCGACCAAGGAGUCCAAGAUGCAAUACCACUACUUGGGACAAUCAGGCCUCAAGGUCUCUCAUAUCAUUUUGGGAGCCAUGUCGUAUGGAUCUUCCAAGUGGCAGGAUUGGGUCUUGGACGAGGAGAAAGCAUUACCUCUUCUCAAACACGCCUACGACCGCGGAAUCAAUACCUGGGACACUGCCGACGUCUACUCCAACGGCCGCAGCGAACAAAUCAUCGGCAAAGCAAUCGCCGAAUACAACAUCCCUCGCUCCCGUCUGGUGCUGCUCACAAAAUGCUAUUUCGGCGUCACCGACGACGACAACACCACUCAUCAACCCAAGAUCCCAGAAAUGAUGGACAAUGACGGGGAAUUGGUCAAUAGGGUAGGGUUAUCCAGGAAGCAUAUCUUCGAUGCAGUGGAGGCUAGUGUGAAGAGAUUGGGGACGUAUAUUGAUGUGUUGCAAAUCCAUCGAUUGGAUAGGGGAGCACCCAAGAAGGAAAUCAUGAGGGCUUUGAACGAUGUGGUUGAAAAAGGAUGGGUCCGCUACAUCGGUGCCUCUUCAAUGGCCGCGUGGGAAUUCCAAGAACUGCAGAAUAUUGCAGAAACCAACAACUAUCAUAAAUUCAUCAGCAUGCAGAACUAUCACAACCUGCUCUACCGUGAGGAAGAGCGCGAAAUGAUUCCUUACUGCAAACACACCGGUGUAGGCUUGAUCCCCUGGUCCCCCAUGGCCAGAGGUGUUCUAGCCCGCCCCUGGAACUCUCGCUCUUCGAUCCGCGAGUCCUCGGAUAACACCCUCAAAGCUUUGAUCCGCAACAAAGAGACGGAAAUCGAUCAGAAGAUUGUGGGAAGAGUGGAAGAGGUGGCAGGAAAGAAGGGGGUUAGUAUGGCGGCGGUAGCUGUGGCGUGGAGUAUUGGAAAGGGCGAUAUUCCGAUUUUGGGCUUGGGGAGCGUGGAGAGGAUUGAUGAGGCGGUGGAGAAUUGCAAGGUUAGAUUGACAGAGGAGGAGAUGAAGUAUUUGGAAGAGGCUUAUAUGCCCAAGGCUGUCACCGGAUUCUAG
This is a messenger RNA of Aureobasidium pullulans EXF-150, 1122 nucleotides long. Its product is annotated as Aldo/keto reductase. The coding region runs from base 52 to 1122 and encodes 356 amino acids. The transcript has 6 exons. NCBI's taxonomy places the organism in Eukaryota, Fungi, Ascomycota, Dothideomycetes, Dothideales, Saccotheciaceae. The record is from RefSeq and is a predicted model, not a curated record.